Molecule: messenger RNA, 628 nt
Organism: Paramecium tetraurelia
Lineage: Eukaryota; Ciliophora; Oligohymenophorea; Peniculida; Parameciidae
Exons: 2
Source: RefSeq, a predicted model, not a curated record
AUGAAUUUCAAGUUUAAAACAAUCAGAAGAACCAGGAAUGCCUUAAAUGCUUAAUAAAUAUAUUGGGAAAUAAUUAAAUUAAAGAAAUAUUUUAGAGUGAAAACUAUUUUUGGAGAAGAGAAAAAAACUGAAAUCAUUUUUCAUAGAACACAAUUACCAAAUAAAUAUCGCACUCAUGAUAUGAGUUUAUUUAUUGAGCAACAUCAAGAAACACAGAAUUCGUUCUAUUACAUAGCAAUAGGACUAUUUAGCUUUGCGACAAUGCAUUUCUAUGCAAAAAUGCUAUAUGAUGAUGAUACUAGAUAUUGGGUCAGCAUUCGAUAUCCAAAUCACAUGAAAUACUUUGACAUCUUUAAUACUCGCAUAUAAUAACAAUAUGAUUAUAUUUUGGAGAAAUUACAACUAAAGAAUAAAGAUCUGAGUGGAGCUGUCGGAUAUCAUAAUGUAAAACAGGGCAUUAAAGAUCUAUUCAAAAGAGAGACUAAGAUCAUUGAUUUUGAAACUACAGACUAAUCCAUAUAAGGAUUGGAUAGUUUUUUAUAGGAAUAAGAUAAAAAAGUACUUAAAUCAAUUAAAUGAAUUUUAUAUUUGAUCAACUUAAUCAUUAAAUCGAUGAUAUCAUAAAUCA